CCCUUUCUGGAGAGAAGCACCAAACUUAACUACCAAUCAACGGGCACCGAAUUAGUCUUUACAAAUUGCCAACACUAGACAUUAAGUGAGGACUUGUGUGUUAGUCGGAUUUCUGAUUUUGAUUCUUUUUUUCCAUGAUUUUAAAAAAGGAAAGAUAAAAAAGGAUAUUUUUGGCAAUAAUUAUUUUGGUCACUAUGUCGGUGGGGGAUUGUACAAUGGCAGUCACUGCAGAUGAUCUGGAUGGGAAUGCUCAAGCCGGGACUUUAUCAGAAUCGGAAGGCCAACCCCCCAACCCGACUACAGCACCCCAUCCCGACGUGUAUCUUGAAGCCUCCCCCGACCCCCACAUCCAAUCCCAUCAGCCAGCAAUGUCGAUCGCCAGCAUGGCCUACAACCAGUCAACAGUCCUCCCACCUAACAGCAAGGUGGCCCCUUACUCCGUCAAUGGGAUCAGUCUGUCCUCUCCCAAUGUCGACAUGAUGCACCCAGCCAUGGGAUACCCUGACAUGUAUAUGUCUUCAGCGUCCAACCCACGGAAACAGCGCAGGGAGAGGACCACCUUUACCCGGGCCCAGCUCGACAUUCUGGAGUCCCUCUUCCAGAAAACUAGAUACCCUGACAUCUUCAUGAGGGAGGAAGUGGCGCUGAAGAUCAACUUGCCAGAAUCCCGAGUACAGGUGUGGUUUAAGAAUAGACGCGCCAAAUGUCGACAGCAGCAGAAGGCACAGGAGGGGAAAUCCAAGCCCCCCACACCCAAGAAGGCAAAGUCUCCCCCUCCAGCCUCCACCUCGCCCGUUUACUGUAAACCCCCCGUUGUCAGUACCCCUCCCUCAAACGUGAUGACAAGCCAGUCCUCUAUCUGGAGUCCCGCUUCUAUUCCUCCCGUGAACGACAUCUUGAACUCCAACAGUUGCAUGCAGAGGGGCGGCUACCCCAUGUCUAACACCCAGACUGCCUCCUACCCUCAUCAAAACUAUGGACCCUCAAGUUACUAUAGUGACAUGGGCUACCUCAACCAUAUGCAGCUCCCGGUGAUGUCAAAUCAAAUGAAUCAAAUGAACGGGAAUCAGGUAUCCUAUGGGUCCAUGCCCGCCCCGCAGAUCCCCAGGGCCAACCACGCAGACUGUCUAGAAUACAAAGACACGUCAUCGUGGCCUAAAUUCCAAGUUCUGUGAUUGUAUUCAUUUUAUUUAUGUUGAUUCAACAAUUAUUUUAUAUGACCGACUCUCUGAUUCACUGAGUCAACUUUUCUGCGCCAACUGCUACAAGAAGGCGCGUCUGUUAGGAUACCCUUCGUCAGUGGUUGCUAUGGAUACCCGGGUCCCACGCGUCAGAGGAGCCAGUGGUCGUCUGCGUGCAAAAUCACCGCGCUUCGCCAAGUGGAUUUUUCGUAAAUAUGUUUACAAGUUGUCUCAAAAACACUCAUCUAUGAUAUUUAAAUGUUGAAGUGUAAACAUUACACAUCUAAUAUAUGAACUAACCCACACAAGUCGUUGACAUACUGAACAUUCGCAUUUUGUAUGCCAACGUCUCCAUUACUGUACGUCCCACUUAAAGCCUGGAAAAAAAUAUAUACGAAAUGGUGCAAUGUCAUAUCUGUUUAUCAUAUAAUAUUGAGGACCAGGCGCUGAAGCAUAAUAAGUCAAAUUGUUGUCCCUGUCCGCCUCUGUAUAACGUUGUUUUAAUUGAGAUUGGUCGAGAUAAAUACUCUCCACGUAUUGUAUAUACUAACAACGAAUUUUGCUAACUUUGAAAACUGGCCCGAUUUAGUGGCCAGUUAAGCAUAAUGAUGAGAAUGUCUCACGUUGUCAUGUUUUGCACGUGUCUGUAUGUUUGUCCGUGAGAAUAUCCGAGUGACGCUGUAUGUUUGAAAUUCAUAUUAAACGUUGUUUUGUAUGAGUCUUA
Molecule: messenger RNA, 1905 nt
Organism: Magallana angulata
Lineage: Eukaryota; Metazoa; Mollusca; Bivalvia; Ostreida; Ostreidae
Product: homeobox protein otx5-B-like
Exons: 4
Coding region: 195-1175 (326 amino acids)
Biological process (GO): regulation of transcription by RNA polymerase II
Cellular component (GO): nucleus
Molecular function (GO): RNA polymerase II cis-regulatory region sequence-specific DNA binding; DNA-binding transcription factor activity, RNA polymerase II-specific
Source: RefSeq, a predicted model, not a curated record